AUGGCCUUGCUCCGGGUCUACUUGCUGGCCUUCCUGAGCUUGGGCUCAGGAUGUCAUCAUCGGAUCUGUCACUGCUCUAACAGGGUUUUCCUCUGCCAAGACAGCGAGGUGACAGAGAUUCCCUCCGACCUCCCCAGGAAUGCCGUUGAACUGAGGUUUGUCCUCACCAAGCUUCGAGUCAUCCCAAAAGGAGCAUUUUCUGGAUUUGGGGACCUGGAGAAAAUAGAGAUCUCACAGAAUGAUGUCUUGGAAGUGAUAGAGGCGAAUGUGUUCUCCAAUCUGCCCAAAUUACAUGAAAUAAGAAUUGAAAAGGCCAACAACCUGCUGUACAUCGACCCUGAUGCCUUCCAGAACCUGCCCAACCUCCGAUAUUUGUUAAUAUCCAACACAGGUAUUAAGCACUUUCCAACUGUUCACAAGAUUCAGUCUCUCCAAAAGGUUCUACUAGAUGUUCAAGACAAUAUACACAUCCACACAGUGGAAAGAAAUUCUUUCAUGGGACUGAGUUUUGAGAGUCUGAUUCUAUGGCUGAGUAAGAAUGGGAUUGAAGAAAUCCAGAGCUGUGCAUUCAAUGGAACCCAACUAGAUGAGCUGAAUCUAAGUGAUAACAAUAAUUUGGAAGAAUUGCCUAAUGAUGUUUUCCAGGGAGCCUCUGGACCAGUCAUUCUAGAUAUUUCAAGAACCAGGAUCCAUUCCUUGCCUAGCUAUGGCUUAGAAAAUCUUAAGAAGCUACGGGCCAGGUCGACGUACAACUUAAAAAAGCUUCCCAGUCUAGAAAAGCUUGUUGCACUUACGGAGGCCACCCUCACCUACCCCAGCCACUGCUGUGCCUUUGCAAACUGGAGACAGCAAAUUUCUGAGCGUCAUCCAAUUUGCAACAAAUCUAUUUUAAGGCAAGAAGUUGAUGAUAUGACUCAGGCUAGGGGUCAGAGAAUCUCUUUGGCAGAAGACGAUGAGUCCAGUUACAUCAAAGGAUUUGACAUGAUGUACAGUGAAUUUGACUAUGGCUUAUGCGGUGAAGUGGUUGAUGUGACUUGCUCUCCUAAGCCAGAUGCAUUCAAUCCAUGUGAAGAUAUCAUGGGGUAUGAUAUUCUCAGAAUCUUGAUAUGGUUUAUUAGCAUCCUGGCCAUCACUGGGAACAUUGUGGUGCUGGUGAUUCUGAUUACCAGCCAAUACAAACUCACAGUCCCCCGGUUCCUAAUGUGCAACCUGGCCUUUGCUGAUCUCUGCAUUGGAAUCUACCUGCUGCUCAUAGCAUCUGUUGAUAUCCACACCAAAAGCCAGUACCACAACUAUGCCAUUGACUGGCAAACUGGAGCAGGCUGUGAUGCUGCCGGCUUUUUCACUGUCUUUGCCAGUGAGCUCUCAGUCUACACGCUAAUAGCCAUCACUCUGGAAAGAUGGCAUACCAUCACCCAUGCCAUGCAGCUGGAAUGUAGGGUGCAGCUCCGUCAUGCUGCCAGUGUCAUGCUUGGAGGCUGGAUCUUUGCUUUUGCAGUCGCCCUCUUUCCCAUCUUUGGCAUUAGCAGCUACAUGAAGGUGAGCAUCUGCCUGCCCAUGGAUAUUGACAGCCCCUUGUCACAGCUGUAUGUUAUGUCCCUCCUUGUGCUCAAUGUCCUGGCCUUUGUGGUGAUCUGUGUCUGCUACACUCACAUCUAUCUCACAGUAAGAAACCCCAACAUCGUGUCCUCCUCUAGUGAUACCAAAAUUGCCAAGCGCAUGGCCGUGCUCAUCUUCACAGACUUCCUCUGCAUGGCACCCAUCUCCUUCUUUGCCAUCUCUGCGUCCCUCAAAGUGCCCCUCAUCACUGUGUCCAAGUCAAAGAUCCUCCUGGUCCUGUUCUACCCCAUCAACUCCUGUGCAAACCCUUUCCUCUAUGCCAUCUUCACCAAGAACUUCCGCAGGGAUUUCUUCAUUCUGCUGAGCAAGUUCGGCUGCUAUGAAAUGCAAGCCCAGAUUUACAGGACAGAAAACUCAUCCAGUGCCCACAACUCCCAUCCAAGGAAUGGCCACUGCCCUACAGUUCCCAGGGUCACCAAUGGCUCCAAUUACACACUUGUCCCUCUAAGCCAUUUAGCCCAGAAAUAAAACAAUGUGUAAAUAUAA
Eptesicus fuscus (big brown bat) is the source of this 2106-nucleotide messenger RNA. RefSeq names its product follicle stimulating hormone receptor (gene FSHR). Lineage: Eukaryota; Metazoa; Chordata; Mammalia; Chiroptera; Vespertilionidae. The record is from RefSeq and is a predicted model, not a curated record. Gene Ontology annotation, biological process: follicle-stimulating hormone signaling pathway; male gonad development. The coding region runs from base 1 to 2088 and encodes 695 amino acids. Gene Ontology annotation, cellular component: membrane. Gene Ontology annotation, molecular function: follicle-stimulating hormone receptor activity; G protein-coupled receptor activity; protein binding. The transcript has 10 exons.